Messenger RNA from Serendipita indica DSM 11827, 1200 nucleotides. The record is from the annotation of a GenBank genome assembly. NCBI's taxonomy places the organism in Eukaryota, Fungi, Basidiomycota, Agaricomycetes, Sebacinales, Serendipitaceae.
AUGGCAGUGGCCAAUGUCGGUUUCUUGGAGCACUUUGACAAACCCUCGGCUCCAAGUUUGAUCGAAAUGCCUGCCGCUCCAGCUGGUUUCCUCGAUCUUCAAUGGACAUUCUAUCCUGGCUACGAUAUCCGCAACUCGACAGUGGCCACAUUACACUGGAAGACUGCAGAGCUGGUUGACAUGUAUAGAUUCGAUUCACCGGAUGACGCGGCCAACGAGAUGCCUCUGACAAGGGUUCUUCGACUCAACUAUGUGACAGAGCAAUAUGAAGUCGUUGCACAGAUCAAAUGGGGUGAGGUCUCGUCGGAUUCAGUGGUCGAGUUCCUGGCCGCGGACUCGAGAGCAACUGUCUCUGAUCUUCGACAAAAGCAUCCGGAGAGACCGAAUAGCAGAGCACGCUAUUUCUCGGCUGGGGACUCACACUACAAAUGGUCCCCAGGGGAUAGAAGAAAGGAAGAUCUCUUAUGCACACAGACCGUCUACCCGAAUUUGGAUCGCUCUGCUCGACCUCCAUCCACGCCACACACCCCAGAUCUCAAUCUCGUCCCGGCGCUGGCGGGCCCCCGGAUACGUUUCUGCCCUCGCACUCCUCGCGAUUUCCGCCCGCCAACCGUCCUCGACUCCAGCCAGUCCCCCCAAGCCUCUGCAAGCAUGGCCCAAAGUAUUGUAAUGAACUGGAGCUUUAAGAGUGGCGAACCAGUCAUCGAAUCUACGCUCGAUACGCACAGCGAAACGGGAGAUUUUGUCCCUCGCUAUCGCUUUACGAGAGGUCCAAACGGCGCUACAAUGGUUUACAAAAUCCACAAUCGUACCGCGUCUCAGAUUGGACAUAUUCGCUGGAGUCCAGCGAUGCACAGCUCUUCGAUAUUCUUGCGUGCCAACGCUUUCUACAAUGGACGCGGUAUUGGAUCCGGUAUUCCUUUGCACGAAUUUCGAAAGAGAGUCGAGGGUUCGCCAGAUGCACGAGAGUUUACCCUCAACGGCCGCAGCUUCUUUUGGAUCCGAAGCAACGAGCAUUUGCAGGACAUGAUCUGCUGGUGCCGCAAACCUGACAACAGUGUCCAGUGUGCCGCCUUUUACGAAGAAAAGGGCGGUGUCCUCACUAUCCACCCCGCUGGUCAAUACCAAGGGGAUGUCAUCGAUGAGAUCCCAGUAUCCUGCGUUGUCAACCUCUAUAUGAGGGAUCUCAAGAGUUGGUAA